Messenger RNA from Drosophila gunungcola (fruit fly), 1305 nucleotides. It is a transcript of the gene Or42b, whose product is annotated as odorant receptor 42b. Gene Ontology annotation, cellular component: plasma membrane. Bases 34 to 1305 code for a protein of 423 amino acids. The transcript is spliced from 3 exons. Gene Ontology annotation, biological process: sensory perception of smell; detection of chemical stimulus involved in sensory perception of smell. Gene Ontology annotation, molecular function: odorant binding; olfactory receptor activity. NCBI's taxonomy places the organism in Eukaryota, Metazoa, Arthropoda, Insecta, Diptera, Drosophilidae. The record is from RefSeq and is a predicted model, not a curated record.
UUUUCGAAUUCAUUGAAAACUUCGUCUACAAAAAUGUCACAAGUUCUGAUAGCCACAGGCCUAUAUAAGCCAGGCCCCAGAAACCCGCACCACACUGGCCCCAAGAUGGUCUUCAAGCUGAUACGUCCGGCCCCGCUCACUGAGAGGGUUCGGUCCCGCGAUGGCUGCAUCUACCUUUACCGGGCCAUGAAGUUCAUAGGCUGGCUGCCCCCCAAGGAGGGCGUGCUGCGCUACCUGUACCUCUUAUGGACGCUGAUGACCUUUGUGUGGUCGACCACGUACCUGCCGCUGGGCUUCCUCGGCAGCUACAUGACGCAGAUCAAGUCCUUCUCCCCGGGCGAGUUCCUCACCUCGCUGCAGGUGUGCUUCAAUGCCUACGGCUCCUCGGUGAAGGUGGCCAUCACCUACUCGAUGCUCUGGCGCCUGAUCAAGGCCAAAAGCCUGCUCGACCAGCUGGACCUUCGCUGCACCAGCAUGGAGGAGCGCGAGAAGAUCCAUCGCGUGGUGGCGCGCAGCAACCACGCCUUCCUCAUAUUCACCAUCGUCUAUUGCGGCUAUGCCGGCUCCACCUACCUCAGUUCGGUGCUCAGUGGCCGGCCGCCCUGGCAGCUGUACAACCCGUUUAUCGACUGGCAUGACGGCCAUCUCAAGCUUUGGGUGGCCUCCACCCUGGAGUACGUGGUGAUGUCGGGCGCUGUGCUGCAGGAUCAGCUUUCGGACACGUAUCCGUUGAUCUACACGCUCAUUCUUCGCGCACACAUGGACAUGCUGCGGGAGCGCAUCCGACGCCUUCGGUCCGACGAGACACUGAGCGAGGCGAAUAGCUACGACGAGCUGGUCAAAUGCGUCAUGGACCACAAGCUGAUUCUGAGAUACUGCGAGAUCAUCAAACCUGUCAUUUCUGGGACCAUCUUCACACAGUUUCUGCUGUGCGGCCUGGUGCUGGGCCUCACGCUGAUCAACGUGUUCUUCUUCUCGGACCUCUGGACGGGCAUCGCGUCCUUCAUGUUCGUUAUAACCAUUCUGCUUCAGGUUUUUUCCUUCUGCUACACCUGCAACCUCAUCAUGGACGACUGCGAAUCCCUGACCCACGCGCUCUUCCAGUCCAACUGGGUGGGUGCCAGUCGCCGCUACAAGACAACGCUUCUGUAUUUCCUUCAAAAUGUGCAGCAGCCCAUCGUUUUUAUUGCUGGCGGCAUCUUUCCGAUAUCUAUGAGCAGCAACAUAAGUGUUGCCAAGUUUGCCUUCUCCGUGAUAACCAUUACCAAGCAAAUGAAUAUAGCCGACAAAUUUAAGACGGACUGA